Molecule: messenger RNA, 1395 nt
Organism: Acomys russatus (golden spiny mouse)
Lineage: Eukaryota; Metazoa; Chordata; Mammalia; Rodentia; Muridae
Product: transmembrane protein 45A-like
Exons: 7
Coding region: 334-1215 (293 amino acids)
Source: RefSeq, a predicted model, not a curated record
CGCUGAGAAACCAGUUGAAGCACAUCUGGACAGCUGUGCUGAGAAAGUCUGUGGGCCCCUUCCAGGCCUGCCAUCCACAAGGCACGUCUCCCACGUUGCCUCCUGCUAGCCACUUACUACUUAUUUAUUUUUCCCAAGAAGCAAUCAGCAACCCAAGCUUGAAUCCCACCCCACCCCAUGCGAGGCGCGGCCACAUCACGUUCAACACAGUUUAAUUUUUAUGGGGCUUUGCGAUCAAAAGAACAGAAACAGCAACAAAAGCCCAGCCGCUGUCUGAUCCUAACUGGCAAGGUGGGGAAAGUCAGGUCCUGAGUAACCAGACCAAGCUGGAUCAUGGGGAGUUUCAAAGGUCACGCUCUCCCUGGAUCGUUCUUCAUUAUCAUGAGCCUUUGGUGGGCUACAAAGAGUAUUAUGAAAUAUGUCUACAGAAAGCAAACUAGGACCUGCUACCUUAGUUCCAAAACAUUAUUCCGUAGAGCAGAGAUUUGGGAAGGAGUUAUUGUAAUCUUCAUGAGUAUUACUGGUAUGCUUGGGGAACAAUUUAUCUCAGGAGGACCCCGCCUGAGAUUGUAUGAAGGUGGCCAGUGGAAUCAACUCCUGGGAUGGCAUCACACAACCAUGUACUUCUUCUUUGGGCUACAGGGUGUGGCCCAAAUCCUAUGUUUCACUACCAAUGCAGUUCCGCUUUCCUUAAGCAAGUUAAUGUUAGCAAAUGCCAUCUUUGUGGAGGCAUUUAUCUUCUCCAACCACACACAUGGUCGGGAAAUGCUGGAUGUCUUUGUGCACCAGCUUCUGGUCUUCAUCACUAUUUUACUGGGUCUGGUUACCUUCAUUGAGUUCCUCACAAAGAACAAUGUAGUUCUGGAGCUCCUGCGGGCGAGUUUCUUCCUUCUACAAGGGACCUGGUUCUGGCAGCUUGCUUUUGUCCUGUACCCUCCUAAUGGAAGACCUAAAUGGAAUAUGGAAGACAUUGAGAAUAAAGUGUUUCUCACCAUGUGCUUUGCUUGGCAUUAUGCAUCAACCUUUAUCGUCCUUGGAGCUUUAUAUGCUUUUAUCACCUGGCUGACAUCUGAGCCUCAUCUUCUUAGAGGCCGGGCAUUCUUCAGGAACAGUGCCAGGAUGCAAGAAAAAACUCUGCUUCCGGUCCGCUCCCCUCCAGAGCCAACAGAAGACUACUGUCUCUUCCUGUUUCAAAAGCCUUCAGAUACCCAAUAAAUGGCUUGUCCACUUACAGGUUAGUUAAAUCUAGACUUAGAAAGGUCUGCACUUCGGAAGUUGGACUCCUGAAAAAUGCUGAACGUGAGCAAGAAUCAGAAGAAGAAGUGUGAUUUUGAUGGGCAUCCGGUCUUUCUAGACAAACCUUCUCUUGUUGUCUUGCCUUUGUUCGUGGCUUUG